Cucurbita moschata (crookneck pumpkin) is the source of this 880-nucleotide messenger RNA. RefSeq names its product agamous-like MADS-box protein AGL19. NCBI's taxonomy places the organism in Eukaryota, Viridiplantae, Streptophyta, Magnoliopsida, Cucurbitales, Cucurbitaceae. Gene Ontology annotation, biological process: positive regulation of transcription by RNA polymerase II. The record is from RefSeq and is a predicted model, not a curated record. The transcript is spliced from 8 exons. Bases 183 to 830 code for a protein of 215 amino acids. Gene Ontology annotation, cellular component: nucleus. Gene Ontology annotation, molecular function: DNA-binding transcription factor activity, RNA polymerase II-specific; RNA polymerase II cis-regulatory region sequence-specific DNA binding; protein dimerization activity.
UGCUUCAAAUUCUCUUUCCUUCUAAAUUUUGUGUCUUUUUUUUUUUUUUCUUUUCUUAUUUAUACCCCAUUUCUAGGGUUCUUCUUGCCAAGAAAACCCACACCCAAAAACCCCAUAAAUUUACUCCACUCACUGUUCUUCCAUCUGGGCUUCUCUGAUUUGGAGGCGACUUUGAGGAAAAAAUGGUGCGAGGCAAGACUGAAAUGAAGCGCAUAGAGAAUGCCACAAGCCGGCAAGUCACGUUUUCAAAGCGCAGAAAUGGACUGCUGAAGAAAGCCUUUGAGCUAUCAGUUCUGUGCGACGCUGAAGUUGCCCUUAUAAUCUUCUCUCCAAGAGGCAAACUUUACGAGUUUUCCAAUUUCAGUAUGAACAAGACAAUUGAUCGUUAUCAGAACAGGACCAAAGAUUUGAUGUCGAGUAACAACACAGCUGUUGAAGAUUUGCAGUUGGAGAAGGAACUCGACUCGUUUACCAUCACAAAGAAGUUGGAGCACCUUGAAGUUAGUAAAAGAAAACUGUUGGGAGGUGGGUUGGAUUCGUGUUCGAUCGACGAGUUGCAGCAGCUCGAAAGACAGCUUGAAAGAAGCUUAAGCAAGAUUAGGUCAAGAAAGUAUCAAAUUUUGAAGGAAGAAAUUAUGAAGCUGAAGGAAGAGGAGAAACUGUUGCUGGAAGAAAAUGCAGCACUGCAGGUGAAGGUCAGAAGAAAAUCGUCAAAAAAACGAGAAACGAAGCAGAGAUCUGAAUCAAAGGAGCAAGACAUAAUGGAUGUGGAAACUGAACUGUUCAUAGGACUCCCAGAAAGAAGAACAACCACCAAUGGCUUCCUCUAGAUUUUCAAACAAAAACCCUCCAAAAUUUAUAUUUCAAAACAAAAAAAGAA